Messenger RNA from Chrysemys picta bellii (western painted turtle), 555 nucleotides. Lineage: Eukaryota; Metazoa; Chordata; Testudines; Emydidae. The record is from RefSeq and is a predicted model, not a curated record.
CUGGUUCGUCUGGAUGACAAAGGCAGCCUGAUCCUGUACGAGGAGGCCCUGAGCCUCUGCCUGGAGCAGGGUGGGGUGGGGGACGCCCCCGUCUGCCUGGUGUCCAUCAUCGGGGAGCAGCGCCGGGGAAAAUCCUUCCUGAUGAACUGCUUGCUGCGCCGGCUCCAGAGCCCGGAGGCUGUGGAUGCGUCAUGGAUGGGCCGAGAGGACGAGGCCCUGGGGGGGGUUGAGUGUCACAAUGGGACAGCGACCGUGACGAGGGGCGUGUGGAUGUGGGACCAGCCCCUCUGUGUCCAAGCCCAGGGGAGGAGGGUGGCCGUGUUCCUGGUGGACACCGAGGGCUCCCUGGACCUGCAGCGCCGCAUGGAGACCAGCAUCAAGCUCUCCGUGUUGGGCAUAUUGCUCAGCUCCUACUGGAUCUUUAACAUUUCCAGUACGUUUAAGCAGACGGAGGCAGAUUAUUUGGAGGUGGGUGGGGCAGAGGAUACACACAGCUCUACUGACACGGACCUGCCAGCCAGGUGUCUGCUGGGGGAACCCAAGACCCUGGGUGAU